Molecule: messenger RNA, 270 nt
Organism: Arabis nemorensis
Lineage: Eukaryota; Viridiplantae; Streptophyta; Magnoliopsida; Brassicales; Brassicaceae
Source: the annotation of a GenBank genome assembly
AUGAGAACCUUCCUUAACACCAUCAGAACUAUCAAGGUUUAUAACGAGAUAGUGAAUGAUGAGACCAUUUUCGACAAUGGACGGACAACGAUAUACCCGCCUGAUGAAUUCAACAUUAGGCUCAUCAAAGACUCGUUGAGCUUCGACAAUGGUGAUGCUGUCGACGUCAUUAGGACCACGCAUAGUAGGAGGGUCGAUAUCUAUAAGUAUAAUCCAUCACUGAGUGUUCAUGCUCCCCAAUCAGAUGAGGGAGACGAUCAUGGUACUUGA